Cuculus canorus (common cuckoo) is the source of this 6090-nucleotide messenger RNA. It is a transcript of the gene MEX3B, whose product is annotated as mex-3 RNA binding family member B. Lineage: Eukaryota; Metazoa; Chordata; Aves; Cuculiformes; Cuculidae. The coding region runs from base 4365 to 5993 and encodes 542 amino acids. The transcript is spliced from 3 exons. Gene Ontology annotation, molecular function: RNA binding. The record is from RefSeq and is a predicted model, not a curated record.
CGGACGGGUGAGAUGAGGGCACGAGUAAUUCUUUUUCUCCUCCUGACGCAUCCCCAAACACAGCACUGCUGAAUGAUGUAUUUAGGCGGAGUAAAUGGUGAUGUUCAAGGUGUGCAGUGUUAUAGUUUCACUGUCUUAUAUUGUUUCCUCCCUGUCAGUGUUGUCCACGCUGAGGGCUCGGGAAGAACGGUAGCGUAAGCUGCAAUUUAAUUCCCUGUAGCUGGAGAUUCGCUGUGACAGAAAUGCCUGUCGUCCUGGCAGUCUCUCACAUCUGCUGGAGGCAGAAGAGUAUGUGAAACAAUAAUUCUGCCAGCAGAUGUGGUUCUGUAGGGACAGUAGUGUCUGUGGUACGAAAAUUCUCUCCAAAAUUACAGAUCUGUGGGGACAGUAAGCGUCUGUGUCAGUGACAACUUUGCAGCAUCUGCUGGGACAGUAAUGUCUGUGAUACGUGAAUGCAUCUCUGCAUCUGCUGGGUCAGUCAGAGAGAGAUGUAUUGUACGUAUCCAGUUUUAGCUGUGAAAAUCUCCCUCGCUUUCCUGUAAUUUGGGGGAUUUGUUUAAUUUCUCUUCUCCCAGAGUUAAUAAGAACUGUCUUAUAUAAGAAGAGCUAAAGGUAUUCGCGGGUCUUUUGCACGUAGGGCAGACAUUGCCAAUUUCAGCUGCCAAGAAAUACUGCUACAUUUUCUCCUACCAUAAUAUUAAUCAUUAAUGGCUUUGUUCUCAAUGAACAGCCUGAGUAUCUUCAAUGAUGCUCUUGUGAGUGCUAAAGCUUUGUGGCUGCAGUGAGAGCAUCACAUGAGAAAUGUGUUUGUUCAGAGCAGACACGCACCACAAAUACAGUGUUCUGACCCAGACGAGAUUUCAAACAAGUACAGGUGUGCGCAGAUAAAGAUUUUCGAUUUGGCCCCACCUCUAGGUUAGGCACUGGAUGCAGGUUAGGAAGGAUUGCACUGGAUACAGGCAAUUUUCCAGCAGCAGCCACUCCAUUCAGAUGUCAGGGUAUUUUGCUACAACAAAGGCUGAUGUUGACAUUUUUUCUUGGAUAGAGACAGAUGCAAGAGCUUCUGCCUCAAGGUUAUCCAUUAUACAGUAUAUUAACUAGAUGUUUUAACAUUGUGCUCCCUGCAGAGACAGAAAUGAAUGAUGAUUAAUACUUAUCAAUUAAAAUCUAAUCUUUUUCCCAUGUGUAUUUAUAUGCUGAACUUCAACCUACAAGGCAAUUCUGUGACAGGAAUUAGAUAUUCUUUUAUUGGAGAGCACCGGGAUUAAGAUCAGGGAUACAUUAUUCACUCAUUUAUUAUGAGUACUGCAUUUGUGCCUAGGUUUUGCCUCGGAAUUGUAUAUAAACAUAGACUCUGUACAAAGGAGUUUACAAACAAUUGGCAUUAAAGAGAAAAUGUAUUUUUUUUCUUCUUGUAGCAGCAGUGAGUAGGGGGAAGGGAUGGAGCAGAGAAGAAGCAAAGGUUGUACAUGUUUUAUGACUAUAAUUAACUAUUUCAGAGAUUAAAAUUAAAUUAAAAUUUAAUAAUAAUAUACUAUUUCAGAGAUUAAAACUGAUGAGAAAAGACUCAAGGUGAUGAGCUGCCCCACAGAUCUAUGAUCCAGCUCAGUCCAAGCAUACGGAUAUAAAUUUUGUGGAUUUUUUUAAAAUCUAUCCACUGUUGAAGAGCCACUGCCUACAAGUGUAAUAGGUGCUUUGCAGACUCGAGUCACCAGUGCAUCACAAACUGAAUACUGGCCCAAGGGCCAUGGUAACAAAGAGCUCCCACCCCGCAGCCGCGCAUGGCAGAGCACUCCACUGAGAGCGCUGCUCACAGGAACCGCCUGGAAGGCUGGACUCGAAACACAUAAUACGAGAGCAAAGGAAAGGCAGAAGGGAUUUUCUUUUUCGAGCUCUGGCUGGCACGGUUGUUAAACACCAUUUAAUUCAGAUAUAUGGUGUGCUAACCCUUGUUCAUAAAUGCGAGGCAGAAUGGAGCAAUAAAUGGAGGCCACACACAAUCCAGGUAGAGAUUUUAAAGUGGGCAGGUGAUCUGGCUGGUUAGUUCUGAUUUAUUAUAGAGGCAUCUUUAUGCUUUUUGAAUUGCCUUCCAUCGGUCACGUUAAACAAAACUGUAUGCUUAUAAAGGAGUCCAUCCCCUACACACAUGCACACACUAAUGACUCAUGUUAAACUAAUAGCAAAUGCAUAUGAAGUACAGUGUGUGAUGACUAUUACAAUAUUUUUUUUGUUUUGUUUUAAUGUACUGGAAACAAGCAUUUUAGUUUAAUGAAGCUAUUAGCAACUGGCAUAAAUUUACAGUACUGUGUUAACAUUUUCAGAGACUGAUUGUGAUCGUUAAAGCUCUGAAACUUCUUCUGGUUUGUGGCAAACAUGCUUUUCACAAGUUGUCCCAGAAAAGCUGUGUUUUUAAAGAACUAUUUUGUACAUGAAUGCUGUUACAGGGAGAGGUGUAGAAUUACAAGGAUGAAAGUGCACACGGGGAAAAAUCAUCAGCAUCAGCUCCCUGUUUGUAUUUUUUGAUGUGACAUUCCUUAUCACAAGGGAAAGAGGCCCUUCUGCAGCCUCCAUACCCUUGAGCCGCCUUCCAUCUCAGAACGGUAUCACAAAACCACUCCAUCUCCCUUUUAUUUCUUGUUGUUUAUUAACACAACCAUACUGUUUUGAGAGCUCAAGUCCAUCCCUUAGUAUAAAGCAUCCAAAGUGACUGGAACAACUGGUGGAAAAAUAAUAAACACUUUCAGCUGCAGCCGUUGAGAUUCUGGAUGAGUUGUUUACAAACAUCUUGUCUAGAACUGUCAAGAGGUGGAGUUAAUAUCAUUGAAAGAUGAUAAAUUCUGACACUGUGCUCUGAGAUUUCACUGCCACUGAAUGUAGGUUAAUAUGGGAUUCAAUAGGAAAUCUAGUUUGUAUAUUGGUACAUAUUACAGGAAAUGAAGGAACUUGUCAUUUGUCUGCAGAUUGCUAAUUGCAGUUAAUUGCACAGGGAAAAGGUUAAUUUGGGUAUGUUAUCACAGUAAUCACACGCACUGUCUCAGAAUAAACUACACUCCUAACCUUACUGAUGAUCUGGCCUGCGGAAUUUGGGACAUUGUUUUGUAAGAUUAUGGCAAACAAGAAUUUUACAGUAAAUGCUGCUAACAGUUGGCAGCAGUGUCCUAAGAGUAAGCAAAUGGGAUAGAGUGGACUUCUAAGUCUCCGGUAUGAAAAACUUUUUCCUUGACCCCUAAUUUAGUUCUUCCCUGAGAUGCAUGUAAUUUAUUCUUUGUGAUGACACACUGAAAACAGAGAUCCCGUCUAUUCUAAAUGAAAAUUAUAUCCUAUUCUUAGUAUUGCUAAUGCUUUGUAUUUAGCAUUAAAAGGCCUCAGAUUAAUUCAUGACCUCUUUGUACUAGGUGCUGUAUAUACACACGGUAAGCUCGCUGCCCCAAAGACCUUACAUUUUAAUUAAAAAAAAAGGUUGGAGGAAGGUAUUUUUAUUACCUCUGUCACAAAUGGGAAAUGAUAGCAGAGAGAAACUAAAAGGACUGAGAAUUACACUCCUCCUGCAAUGAGUCCUGUAUUUGCCUGUAAUAUAACCUCCCUUCCUGCUUUUGCUAAGUUGCUGCAAAUUGGUAGGUAGAUGGUUGGUCUCUCCUCCAGAGAUGGAGUUUACUAUAAUUCUGCAUAUGUUUCAAGGUUUUACGGAAUGAAAGGUGUUAUGUAGAUAGAUAACACUUUAAUUUAGAUCUGAUGAAGUUACUCUGACAAACUACUUCCGUGCAGUGAAUAGACUCACAUGAAUCUUGUGUGCAUCGCUUGUUGCCAUAUGAGCAGGCUGUUCCACAGACUCUGUGUUCCCGGGGGGGGCUGCGCUGUUGGUGCAUGCGUGUUUUAAGGUACAUCAGUAUAAUUUUUUUAUUGUUAUUAUUCCCUGUAGUUUGCUCUUACAUGUUUUCUAAAACAGCAAAGCAAUAGCCUUCAAGAUGUUGGACUGUUCUACAGGAUUCAUGGGAAGCUUGAAACACUAGUGCACGCUUAGUCUCUGAGAACUGCUCUGCUCCCUCUGCACCUAGAAAGUAUCCGGCCUAUUCUGAAAUGCAAUUUAAAUAUUUUUAAUUAGAGUUUCUAGCUUAACAUUUUAAAAAAAAAAAGCUAGAUCUGCAUGGAAUCUUGCUUUGAGAAAAAUUUUCCUAUAGAGGAACAUAAACCUGAAGAUGUUUUGUUUUCCUUUUUCUCCUUAGUCAGUCCAUGGAUGUUCAGUACAGUACAGUGAUCUUCGCCAGAAACAGUCAGAGUUAAAGCAGAUGGGGUGGGAAAGGGGAGGAGAGGAAGAAAAGAGGAGAUAACGUCAGUCAGAAGAAUAAAUAAAACAACAAACAGACAUGGAGAGGAACGGGAGCGGCGGCGGCGGCGGCGGAGGGGGAGAAACCCUGGAUGACCAAAGAGCCCUUCAGAUCGCCCUGGAUCAGCUCUCCCUGCUGGGGCUGGACAACGACGAGACGGGCUCCAUUUACGACAGCGAGCCUCGGAAAAAGAGCGUGAACAUGACGGAAUGCGUCCCGGUGCCCAGCUCGGAGCAUGUCGCUGAGAUAGUGGGGAGACAAGGUUGUAAAAUCAAAGCUCUGCGGGCAAAGACCAACACCUACAUCAAGACCCCGGUUCGCGGGGAGGAGCCGCUCUUUGUUGUGACGGGCAGAAAGGAAGAUGUGGCCAUGGCCCGCAGGGAGAUCAUCUCGGCAGCCGAGCAUUUCUCCAUGAUCCGAGCCUCGCGGAACAAGAACACGGCGCUGAACGGCACCGUUCCGGGACCCCCGAACCUGCCGGGCCAAACCACCAUCCAGGUGCGGGUGCCUUAUCGCGUGGUGGGCUUGGUCGUGGGACCCAAGGGAGCCACCAUCAAGCGCAUCCAGCAGCAGACGCACACCUACAUCGUCACCCCGAGCCGGGACAAGGAGCCGGUCUUCGAGGUGACGGGUAUGCCCGAGAACGUGGAUCGGGCUCGGGAGGAGAUCGAGGCGCACAUCGCCAUGCGCACGGGCGGCAUCAUCGAGCUGACGGACGAGAACGACUUCCACGCCAACGGCACGGAUGUGGGCUUCGAGCUGAACGGCACGGGCAGCCUGUGGAGCAAGCCCACGCCGCCCAGCAUCACCCCCACCCCGGGGCGCAAACCCUUCUGCAACUACCGCAACGACAGCUCCAGCUCGCUGGGCAGCGCCUCCACCGACUCCUACUUCGGGGGCGGCACGGGGGGCGCCCGCCUGGCCGACUACAGCCCCCCGAGCCCCGCGCUCAGCUUCACCCACAACGGCAACAACAACAACAACAGCGCCAACGGCUACGUGUACGGCGGGGGGGGCGGCGGCGGCGGCGGCGACGUCCUCUCCUCCCCGGACUGCUGCUCCGAGCUGCCCUUCGACUCGCCGCCCGGCUUCGACCUGGCCCCCGCCCCUCCUCCUCCUCCUCCGCCUCCUCCUCCUCCUCCGCCGCCGCCGCCCGCCCUCCUCUGGCCGCAGUUCGAGCGCGGAGCUCCCCCCUCGCCCGCCUUCCCGGGCGCGGCGCCCGCCAAUGCCAACCUGGCGCUGCUGGUGAGCGGCCCCCGGCGCGGCGCCCCGCCCCCCGCGCGCCUCUCCCCGCCCCUGCCCGGCAGCGCCGCGGCGCCCGAGCACCCGCUGGCGCGGAGGGUGCGCAGCGACCCGGGCGGGCGCCUGCUGCCGGCCUCGGCCUUCCCGCUCUACGCCAACCUGCCGGGGCUGCCCUGCGACUCCUCCGCUUCGUCGUCUUCAUCCUCUAGUUCGUCCUCCAGCUCGUCUUGCUCCUCGUCCGGCGUGCGGAGGAAGGGCAGCCGCGACUGCUCGGUGUGUUUCGAGAGCGAAGUGAUCGCGGCGCUGGUGCCGUGCGGCCACAACCUCUUCUGCAUGGAGUGCGCCAACCGCAUCUGCGAGAAGACGGAGCCGCAGUGCCCCGUGUGCCACAGCGCCGUCACCCAGGCCAUCCGCAUCUUCUCCUGAGCGCCCUGCCUGACCCAGUUUUUACACUGUACUUUAAUUCCUUUAAUACCAAGCUUCCAAAUCUUCCCACCCACCCCACCCCUUUUUUUUUUUUUAU